Lutra lutra (Eurasian river otter) is the source of this 969-nucleotide messenger RNA. RefSeq names its product COP9 signalosome complex subunit 8. The coding region runs from base 37 to 666 and encodes 209 amino acids. The transcript has a single exon. Gene Ontology annotation, biological process: protein deneddylation; COP9 signalosome assembly. The record is from RefSeq and is a predicted model, not a curated record. Lineage: Eukaryota; Metazoa; Chordata; Mammalia; Carnivora; Mustelidae. Gene Ontology annotation, cellular component: COP9 signalosome.
CUUCUGUGAGGGUGCCGCGGCGGACCGGCCGGGAAGAUGCCAGUAGCGGUGAUGGCGGAAAGUGCCUUUAGUUUCAAAAAGUUGCUGGAUCAGUGCGAGAACCAGGAGCUCGAGGCUCCUGGAGGAAUUGCUACUCCCCCAGUGUAUGGUCAGCUGUUAGCUUUGUAUCUGCUCCACAAUGACAUGAAUAAUGCAAGAUAUCUUUGGAAACGGAUCCCACCUGCUAUAAAAUCUGCAAAUUCUGAACUUGGGGGAAUUUGGUCAGUAGGACAAAGAAUCUGGCAGAGAGAUUUCCCUGGGAUCUAUACGACCAUCAACGCACACCAGUGGUCUGAGACGGUCCAGCCAAUCAUGGAAGCACUUAGAGAUGCAACGAGGAGAAGAGCCUUCGCCCUGGUCUCACAAGCCUACACCUCCAUCAUCGCUGAUGACUUCGCAGCCUUUGUUGGCCUCCCUGUGGAAGAGGCUGUGAAAGGUAUAUUAGAACAAGGAUGGCAAGCCGACUCCACCACUAGAAUGGUUAUGCCCAAAAAGCCAGUUGCAGGGGCCCUGGAUGCGUCUUUUAACCGGUUUAUUCCCUUAUCAGAGCCUGCCCCAGUGCCCCCGAUCCCCAACGAACAGCAGUUAGCCAGACUGACCGAUUAUGUGGCUUUCCUCGAAAACUGAUAACAUCAUUCUGAGUUCAAGAUCCACCUUCGGAAUCCUGUAUACUGACAGAUAGAGAAAUGUAAAAUUUUUAUUUUCAAUUUCUUGGACGGAUGAAGCACCUCAGCAUUCCUUACUGAGUAUGUGAUAAAAUACAUAUAUAAAGUAUAUUAUAUAUAUUUUGUCCUUAAACACUAUAUGGAAUAGUUGUUGAAGCAGUUCUCCUUUUGUAACAUUGGACAGUUUGGAUGGAGCCCGUCAGUAUUAUGCAGUUUAUAUUUCCUAGUGACUUACAAAGUACAGCUCUCCUGCUUCGUGUAGUCA